Cryptomeria japonica (Japanese cedar) is the source of this 2139-nucleotide messenger RNA. Its product is annotated as L-type lectin-domain containing receptor kinase IX.1-like. Gene Ontology annotation, molecular function: carbohydrate binding; ATP binding; protein kinase activity. The transcript has a single exon. Gene Ontology annotation, biological process: protein phosphorylation. Lineage: Eukaryota; Viridiplantae; Streptophyta; Pinopsida; Cupressales; Cupressaceae. The record is from RefSeq and is a predicted model, not a curated record. The coding region runs from base 1 to 2139 and encodes 712 amino acids. Gene Ontology annotation, cellular component: plasma membrane.
AUGGCCGAGCUCUAUCAUGCUCCUUCUUCCCUCCUCUUCUUUUCCUGUGUUGCUGCUUCUUUCUUUUUUAUGUCACAUGCAGGAAAUCUUAGCUUUGCAUUCCCUCCCACCUCGAAUUUUAUGCUUGAAACUGAUGCCUAUUUUGAAGGAGACAAGGUCAUUCAACUGACCAAGAACCUAUCCCGUAGCGUAGGCUGGGCAGCUUACAAUAAAUCGGUUCCACUUUGGGACAACUCCUCUCGAGCUCUGGCGAAUUUCUCUACACAUUUUCAAUUCAGUAUCGGGACGGGCAAUAAUAAUCAAAGCGCUUCCGGAGACGGAGUUGCUUUCUUCUUGGCGCCUCUUGACUUGAAACUGGCCUUGAAUACUUCUGGCGGAGGGCUUGGUUUGUUUAAUACGACAGUCUCCACUGAAUCAUUCAAUCCAGUGGUUGCCGUGGAAUUUGACACUCACAAAAAUGAAUGGGAUCCUGAUGACAACCAUGUGGGAAUUGACGUUAAUGGUAUUCUUUCCCAGGUAACCUUUUCGCCUGAAAGGGUGGGUUAUACAUACUCCGGCCUUUGUGAUGAAAAUCUCAAGAAUGGAAAGCAAUGGCACGCGUGGGUGGAUUAUGAUGGGGAAGCAAAGAGGCUGCAAGUGUUUAUCCUCUGUAAACCCAAUAGCGCUAGUGUUUCUAAACCUUCAAUCCCAAUCUUAUCUUAUCCUAUAGAUCUGCGCAACAAUCUCCCACCAAACAUCAAGGUUGGCCUCUCGGCUUCCACUGGAAACGCAAUAGAGAGACAUACUGUAAUAUCAUGGAAUUUUUCUUGUGAAUAUUCGUGGGGUAUCUCAGCUGCCGCUUUUCCAAAUAACACUUCCGGUGGACAGAACCCUUCCAUAGGAAAUCCUGCACACGAAAAGAGCAACAGCAAUCCUGUCAAAGUUAUUCUGAUAUCCGUGUUCUGUAGCGUUGUCGCUUUGUGUUUUUUGAUAUUCCUUGGCUGGCGGUGGAAGUUCAGAGAAAGCAUUCGCCGGAGUGACGAAGUUGAAGAAAGCGAUAUGGAGUUGGACGAAUGGUUUUCUCAGGGGCCCCGAAGAUUCUCCUACCCCGAGCUCAGUGCUGCGACAAGAAACUUCAGCGAAGAUGAAAAGCUUGGGCAAGGUGGUUUCGGUUGCGUCUACAAAGGCAUCCUGCCCGGCACGGGAGAGAUGGUGGCUGUAAAGAGAAUAUCCCAAGGCUCCAAGCAAGGAAGAAAGGAGUACGUCUCGGAGGUUACCAUAAUCAGUAAACUCAGACACCGUAACCUUGUGCAGCUUUUAGGAUGGUGCCAUCAAAAGGGAGAGUUACUACUGGUCUACGAAUACCUGCCAAAGGGGAGUCUGGACAAAUAUAUAUUUGGAGAGGAGGAGGAUACUAUGGAUUGGGACCGAAGGUAUAGUAUUGCCUGUGAUAUAGCAUCAGCUCUUGUUUAUCUGCACGAAGAAUGGGAUCAGCGUGUUAUUCACAGAGACGUGAAGGCAAGCAACGUAAUGUUGGAUUCCAAUUUUAACGCCAAGCUGGGGGAUUUUGGUUUGGCAAGAGUAGUAGAGCGUGAUCAGGUGGCCUCCCAUACGACCGUGGUGGCGGGUACGCUGGGAUAUUUAGCCCCUGAGUGCGUCAUAACGGGGAAGACAAGUCCAGAGGCGGAUGUGUACAGCUAUGGGGCGCUUACACUGGAAAUUGCCUGCGGAAGGCGGCCCUUUGAUAGCACACUUCUUGAACAUAAUUGCAGAUUGGUAGAAUGGGUUUGGGAUCUGUAUGGACAGGGAAACCUUUCAGAUGCGGCGGAUGGAAAACUUAGAGGAAAUUCCAAUUCUGAGGAAAUGAACCUGCUAAUGUUGGUGGGGCUGCUGUGUUCUCAUCCAAACCCAAUGUCAAGACCUACAAUGAGAGAGGUGAUAAAGAUACUGAAAAGUGAAGUAGAAUUGCCAUAUGUUCCUCUGGAUUUGCCGGUUGCUGUGUACAAUAAUCAGCCUCUUCGUCUUGAUGUGACGUCAUCUGCACUCCAGUGGUCCCUUGUGAAUGAAAUGUUGUCGUCACUGAAUGCGUCAGUUUUAUCGCCAUCUACGGCAUCAAGUGGCUCGGUCAUAUCGUCUAGCACAGGACUUCAGUAUCUCUAA